GCCCUGGGCGGGGGCUCAUCUGAGGAGGAUAAUCAGGGGCAGGAUGGGGGUUGUAGGGCCCAGGCUCGCACCAAAAUCCAGGCAGGCCUUAGCUGGUGCCAUUCAGAGGCUGGGCAUGAAGCUUUUGGGCCAGAUGAAAACAGGACCUGUGCAGCCCAAUGUCAUUAUAUCCCCCCUCAGCAUAUCCCUGGCACUCUCCCAGCUGGCUCUGGGAGCCAUGAAUGAGACAGAGGAGCUGCUCAUGCUUCAUCUCCAUGGAGACACUCUGCCCUGCUACCACAUGUCUCUACACUACUUCCUGGAACGCCUCCGCAAGAGCGACCUGCAAGUGGCCGCACGCGUCUACCUGCAACCAGGGUUUGAGCCCAAACCAGAGUUUAUUCAUCAGUCUCAGGAUGUAUAUGACUCAGAGCCAGUGACUUUGGAAGGGAUGGCUGAGGUCAACGAGUGGGUAGAGAGGGCCACAAAUGGAAAAGUGACUGACUUCCUGACCAGUCUGCCGCCCAAUCUGCUUCUCAUGCUCGUCAAUGCUGUCCAUUUCAAAGGAGAAUGGAAGGCUCGCUUUGACCCACGAUUUACCUCCAAAGAUGUCUUCUACAUUGACGACAAGCACAUGGUCAAUGUUGACAUGAUGAUGGGGCCCAAAUAUCCCUUAAGUCUGCUCAUUGAUAAUGAUCUGGAAGCUCAGGUGGCUCGCUUCCCCUUCAACAAUCAGAUGAGCCUGCUGAUAGUGAUGCCCAUGAAUGGCCAGGUGAACGUAUCAGCCCUCGCAGCAAAGCUCAACAUUUCUGACCUGUACAACCGCCUGCCCAGAGAGAGACCCAUGCAGGUCAAGCUGCCCAAAUUCAAACUGGACUACAGCCAGGACCUGCAGGAGGCUCUGACCAACAUUGGUAUGGGUGAGUUGUUUUCUAGUCCCAACCUGGCAGCCAUAGCUGAGGGCCCUCUGCUGGUGUCCAGUGUGCAGCACAAGUCCAGUAUGGAGAUCACUGAGGAGGGAGCAGAGGCUGCUGCAGCUACCAGCCUGGUCAUCUCACGGUCCAACCCCUCUUUUACUCUCAACCAGCCCUUCUUCUUUGCCCUCAUGGACGAUAAGACACAAGCACCAAUCUUCCUGGGCGUCAUCACCAACCCUAACCCUGGAGCUUCUACUGUGCAGAGUAGUGGAGGGUCUGCCAACCUAGAUAAAGUACGGUUCCCCAUUGAUGACAAGAAUGACAAGCAUUAUCAUCACUCUUUUGGUGGGCCACCCAAGUAAGCCGAAGCCUCAUUCACUGUGGGGAGAUUGAGACCAUUAUCUAUUGACCUUGAACUGCACUGCUGUCUG
Messenger RNA from Oncorhynchus mykiss (rainbow trout), 1327 nucleotides. It is a transcript of the gene serpinf2b, whose product is annotated as serine (or cysteine) peptidase inhibitor, clade F, member 2b. NCBI's taxonomy places the organism in Eukaryota, Metazoa, Chordata, Actinopteri, Salmoniformes, Salmonidae. Gene Ontology annotation, molecular function: serine-type endopeptidase inhibitor activity. The record is from RefSeq and is marked provisional. Gene Ontology annotation, biological process: negative regulation of fibrinolysis; negative regulation of endopeptidase activity.